GGAAGCCUUGAAAUCCUGAGAGGAAGUGGAUGAAGAAAUCCUUCUUCCAGGGUGAGAUUCAGACACAAGACAGCUCAGAAAGCUAUGCGCCGAGGAGCACGUUGAAAACGUCGCCCAAACACACUGACUGCUCCCAGGGGAGUCAAGGGGACACCUGUAGGAGGAGACCACACCUAGGCACUAGAGGAACCACCUGUAGAAGACUCUCGGGUCACAGUAAGCCAAGUACCACAAUUCUCAAAGCCCUUUCAAGAGCUACUUCAGCAGGAGGAGACCUAGCCAUAGGAAGCAAAGACCGUGAUGCGCUUCGGGAGGAGAACCUUUGUUCCAGAGGCAGUGUCGAGAGCUCCCUCGAAUCCGCUACCACAAUGCCGUGCCUAGUCUAUAAUACUUCAGAGGGAACUGGAAGCACUCCUUCUCCUCCUCCUCCUCCUCCUCCUACUUCGUCAGUCAGGUCACCAAUGCGUAAUCCUAAUCGCAGACACAGAGCAGGAGGUCACAGUGGGGUAUCCUUCAUCUUGCCCAAGAUGAUGUUCCCCAAAUUGCUGUUGCCCACAGUUUGUUUCUGUUUCCUCAUCCUGAUUGGGUCGAUGGUCACGCCAUGUGGGGCCAUUUGUCCUGAUACAUGUACCUGCGAUGACGUGUCUUUGGUGGUACGGUGUGAACCUUCACCCAACAUUGAUGUCUUGCCCUUGACUUUCAACCCUGGGUUACAGCAACUCACUAUGUACGGCACAGAAAUUCACACUCUGGACAUAAAUUCGAUGAUGUGGUAUGUGGAUCUUCGUCAUGUGAAUCUCAGUAAAAACAUGAUCAUGCGAGUAAUGCCACGAACAUUUGAGAAGCAAGGUCACUUGGAGGAGCUGCAUUUAGCCCAGAACAACAUAAGUGAGCUCGAAUCAGAAAUGUUUUAUGGUCUUUCUAAACUUAUCGUUCUCUCCUUGCGCGGAAAUGCUAUUGAAUCUCUGGAUGGGGGAGUCUUUGUGUACUUGAAGCAGUUGAAGGACCUCGACUUGUCAGAAAACCGUCUGGACGUCAUCAAGGACAAUGCACUCACAGGACUGUCUAAUCUCCGAGUUCUUCACCUUCACGACAAUCGUCUGGCCGCAAUACCGUCUCAGAACCUGGCUCUCGUACCCGACUUGGCGUACCUCAGUUUAGGUGGUAAUGAGUUUUUGGAAGUGAAUGAGUUUGAUCUUGCAUCUCAAAAAACACUGAAAGAUCUUAACCUCUCAGGAGCACAACUUGGAGAUGGACUGACGGCCGACUCCUUCAGAGGUUUAUCGGGGCUGACAAAAUUAAUGCUUGAGGAUUGUGGUCUGAAGGAAGUACCAACUGCUGCGCUGAGUCCCCUAACCAAGCUGGAAGAGCUACACAUUGGCCGCAAUCUCUUCACGAGUUUGCCGCCAAAUGCAUUUUCCGAUAACCGUCACUUGUCUGCCCUGUAUGUGUCUGGCUGUCCAGAUCUUACAUAUAUAAACAAAGAUGUUUUGCAUAAUAAUGUGAAUAUCAAGUCGGUCGUCAUAACUCGGAAUCAUCGCCUGACAUACGUAGACGAAGACGCUUUCCGAUUUCUGAGUGAAUUAAGCCUUCUGGAUCUCCACGGCAAUAACAUUCAGACGUUGAGUGAGAAUGCGGCGUCUUGGAAAGACAUUGAAAAGUGGUCCUUAGAGGGAAACCCCAUCGCAUGUAACUGUUCAGCGGCCUGGCUACGCACACUUAUUCUAGCUCCUAACUCUAGUUCACUUGUGAAGUGUGUGUCACCCCCUGGUCUGUCAGGUGUACCACUGGCCUCCACUCAGAUGAUUGACCUGGCCUGUGGAAUGGAUCCUGCUAUCAAGGGGUUGGUGAUCGGUUUAGUCGUAACGGUAGUUGUAGUCGUAGCCAUAGUGGUGGUGUUGCUGUACCGUCAUCACGGCUCCUGUGUCCACCGAUUGCUGAAAGGCCACAGGUUAGACAGACACGGGGGCACGUUCGGGCACCACUCUUGUAGUCACGACCACUAUCAGGGUUACAUCAUGACUCCCCAGAAGCCUGUGCCUGUUACCGAGCUCUAGCAGUUAGCCCGAUACUGAGCCAUGGACUCAGAGCUACAUGGGCCAAGCCCAACCAGUGAAAGUAAUAGUGAAAUUUUGUUAAUAUGGAAAUGUUAGUACCAUGGUAAUGCUGGCAAUACUUUGAACGUUAAAAGUAUCAGUCCAGGUAGAAAAAAAAAAAAAUACUCUCAGCCGUGCAGCCCUGCACGGC
Macrobrachium nipponense is the source of this 2247-nucleotide messenger RNA. Its product is annotated as leucine-rich repeat and immunoglobulin-like domain-containing nogo receptor-interacting protein 3. Bases 30 to 2057 code for a protein of 675 amino acids. Lineage: Eukaryota; Metazoa; Arthropoda; Malacostraca; Decapoda; Palaemonidae. Gene Ontology annotation, molecular function: protein binding. The transcript is spliced from 5 exons. Gene Ontology annotation, cellular component: extracellular matrix. The record is from RefSeq and is a predicted model, not a curated record.